ACAUUAAGCUGCCGUUAAAGACGAAGAAGAAGAGCCAGAAGCAGGUUUCCACCAGUCUAUGGUUUUCACUCGGUGUGUUUUUAUCGCUACAUUUGAGAGAUGAAACACAACUCGAACGUCCCGGCUUUCCUCACCAAGCUGUGGACGCUGGUGGAGGAUGCAGACACCAAUGAGUUCAUCUGCUGGAGUCAGGAGGGCAACAGUUUCCUGGUGCUGGACGAGCAGCACUUUGCCAAGGAGAUCCUCCCCAAGUUCUUCAAGCACAACAACAUGGCCAGUUUCAUCAGGCAGCUCAACAUGUAUGGAUUCCGUAAAGUGAUGCACAUCGACACUGGUAUUGUGAAACAGGAGAGAGAUGGGCCAGUGGAGUUUCAGCACCCCUAUUUCAAACAUGGACAGGACAACCUACUGGAGAACAUCAAGAGAAAGGUUUCAAACACACGUCCAGAGGACAACAAGAUUCGACAAGAGGACCUGACCAAGGUCCUGGCAAGUGUUCACAGCGUUCAUAGCAAACAGGAGAACAUCGACGCCAGGUUGACAUCACUAAAGAGGGAGAAUGAAGCUCUGUGGAGGGAGAUCUCAGACCUGAGGCAGAUACAUGCUCACCAACAGCAGCUCAUCAAAAAGCUGAUACACUUCAUCGUCACAUUGGUACAGAACAACCGCAUCCUGAACUUAAAACGCAAAAGGCCACUUCUAAUGAACAGCAGUGGGAAGAAGUCCAAAUACAUUCAUCAGAUCUAUGAUGACAAAGUGUGUGUUGAACAGUCUGUCAACAGUCUGAAUGGUGUGAAGGGCUCUGAGAUAUCCGAUGAUGUUAUCAUCUGUGACUUGACUGAGAGUGCUGCUGAGGCGGCUGCUGAGAUCUCCGAGGGCUCACCAAGAGCCUACGACCAGGGUGAUUUAGAAAUCGUAGAGGUAGAGCUGGACAGCUGUGCUGUGCUGCCAGCCGAGGCGGAGGUGAGCACCAGUCGCUCAGAUGAGCUGAGACAGUCAGAGGCUGGUGUUGCAGCAGCAGCAGACGACAGCCCGAGGAGCAGCGGGUCAACCAGCAGCGCCCUGCAGCUCAACAAACCCUCAGGCCUGAGUCUGGAGGACCCCGUCAAGAUGAUGGACUCCAUACUGAAUGAGAACGGAGCAAUAUCGCAGAACAUCAACCUGCUGGGCAAGAUGGAGCUGAUGGACUAUCUGGACAGUAUUGACUGCAGUCUGGAGGACUUUCAGGCCAUGCUGUAUGGAAAACAGUUUGGGUUGGAUUUUGACACCCUGGAGGAGAGCAUUUCCUCCAAAGAGAACAGCACACAGCUCAACAGAGGCAAGACAGACGAAGUCAACACAGAUAAGCAGUUGAUCCAGUACACCUCCUGCCCCCUGUUGGCCUUCCUCGAUGGCUGCAUCACUCAACCAGAGGUGGAGCUGGGCGGCAGCAGCAGCAGCAGCACCUGCAGCUGCAGCACCACCACCACCACAACCAGCAGCAGCACCACCACAGGCUCCAUUAACACACACCUCCAGCUCUCCUCCAGCUGUGGUGCUCCUGUGGAUGCAGAGCCGCCUUCUGACCUGCUGGACCCCAGCCAGGAGCUGAAGCAUCCGGCCCGCAGCUCGUUGAUCCGCCUGGAGCCUCUGACGGAGGCAGAGGCCAGCGCCGAGACGCUCUUCUACAUGUGUGAACUGAGUCCUCCUGGAGCGGAGUCUGACGCCACCCUGCUGGACAGAGUGUGAGCAGGAAGUGAUGUCUCUUCACCUCAGACAACAUCCCUCCAUCGUCAGACAGGACUGACACUGUGUGUUAAUGUUGUCCUGAGCUGUGUGUCUGAUGAGAAGCUGUAAGAGAAGUAGAACAGCUCCAGGCUGCAGUUUGGAACAUGUACACAUUUUAACAUUUAAGACUUUUGCAUUGAUGAUAGCAUUUGAGUUCCUGUUAUAAGCCACACCUUCAUCAGUUAUAAUAAUAAACUGUUAUUAUUACUAUUACUAUUAUUAUUAUUAUUAAUAGCAUCUAGCAGCUUAUCCCAUUUAGGCCUAAAAUGCCUGUAAAACCUAUGGCUGAUUUUAAAAUAACCCCCUAAAACCUGAAGUUUUUCUCGAAAUUCAACAGUGUGUCAACGCUUCCUACUAAAUAAUAGAUUUUUCAGCCUCUGUAGCAGAUAGAAAUGAAAUUACAAAAGUAUUUGAGAGCUUAUAGCUGUUAUAUUUGAGCUCCCUCUGCUAUAGUCGUCUUCCGCAAUGAUUUUCAGGAAAAGUCCCAUGUUGCAUUGUGACACUCCCACAUGUAUUCUGAUGCAUUUCAUUGGCCAAGAGACUGAAAAUAGGUGGAAAAAACUACUACAAAAGUAAAGUACUACAAAACGGUGUAUCCGCUUUCCGGCUUUAAUGGUAGAAUAACGCAACAGCGCCCCCGAUUUUGAUGGUAGAAAUGCAGUAAUGCUUUCCCGGCUUAAAUGGGUUAAUAGGCCUUUAAACCUAUUGGAUGCAGUUCGUGUGAAAAAUUGCGCCACUUUUUCCAGAGUCAUAACUCUCUGGAAAAACAGCUAUUUUUUGUUCUGUGGAUAAAUGUUUUUGGUAUUACUUCAGCCUUAAUUGUUUUUUCUCUUUUCGUGCAUAUAUCGUGUGUGUUGAAAUCUUGUAAACAUACAGGUACAACAUUUUAGAGAAGCUGACUUAACAAACAAACUGCAUGUCUGGAAGUGAAAUCUAUUAAUUUUGGGUGAUAUUGGUGCUUUUUUUUCAUGAAUUUAAUGUUUUCCUCAAUGCAAUGCUCUCAGAUGUACAAAUGACAUGACGUGCACAAACUGGCUGGUGUAAGCACAUGACUCCCAGCGCAGCUUCAUCUUUGCUCUCAUCUCCUUCAGUAUCUUCCCCAUCAGUAAAUUAAGUGAGGAGGCAUCCUCACCACUCUGUAUUACCACGUUGAAUCUUUGUAUGUACUUCUGAACAUGUAUUUAUUCUCUUUUUUUGUGUUAUUUUUUUGAUACAUUUCUGUCCAAAAGACUCUUGGGUCUUCCUUCCCUUUGAGAUCAGACUGAGAAAAGUGAGUGUUAACUAUAUGAAAUUAAACAUUGUAGAGAACUGGGACAAAAAGAUCCUAACUAAAGACUGUAAAUGAACCUAUUAAAGCAUCAGAUCAAGUCAUUUUACAGUUUCCACAUCAGUCAGUGUACUACAGAGUAAACGAUUGUGCAAUAAAUGAUUGACUACAUUUCUUAGCAACAACAUGGUAUGCAAAUUCAAAUGCUAAACCAAUCAA
Messenger RNA from Centropristis striata (black sea bass), 3253 nucleotides. RefSeq names its product heat shock transcription factor 2 (gene hsf2). Lineage: Eukaryota; Metazoa; Chordata; Actinopteri; Perciformes; Serranidae. The coding region runs from base 100 to 1728 and encodes 542 amino acids. Gene Ontology annotation, molecular function: sequence-specific DNA binding; DNA-binding transcription factor activity. The transcript has 12 exons. The record is from RefSeq and is a predicted model, not a curated record. Gene Ontology annotation, biological process: regulation of DNA-templated transcription.